Arachis ipaensis is the source of this 1074-nucleotide messenger RNA. The record is from RefSeq and is a predicted model, not a curated record. NCBI's taxonomy places the organism in Eukaryota, Viridiplantae, Streptophyta, Magnoliopsida, Fabales, Fabaceae.
AACUUUGUUUGUGAAUUUUGUUGAUGAACUGAAUCAGGGGUUGGCAGCUGCCCUUAAUAAUGUUAUGCCCAAUGCAAAUCAUCGAAACUGUGUACUUCACCUUUGGAAGAAUUUCACAAAAAAAUUUAAAGACAAAGAGUCCAAAAGCAUGGUAUGGAGGUGUACAAAGUCAACUACUAAGAUGCAGUUCAAUAACAACAUGGAAAAGUUGAAGCAGAUAAAUUGUCAUGCAUAGGAGCAUAUGAUGAGAUUUCCUCCAUCAUGUUGGUCAAAAUCACACUUCAGUCACGGACCAAAAGUAGACAACAUAACCAACAAUAUGUGUGAAGUAUGGAAUGCUAAGAUUGUUGGUUAUAGGGAAAAACCAAUAUUAACAUUGUGUGAGGAGUUGAGAUGCUACAUUAUGCAAAAAAUGGCCAAUCACAAGAGAAAACUAGCUAAAUACAAUGGUAAAUUGGCUCCUGUGCAACAGAUUAAACUGGAACAAAUUGUUAUGCCUGAAAGCAUCAAGUGGAAUGCAGUAUGGAAUGGAGAUAAUGACAAAGCUAUCUAUGAAGUUCAAAAAAAUUCCCACAAGGUUGGUGUAAAUCUCAAAGAGCACACUUGCACAUGCAAUGUGUGGCAGCUCACAGGGCUUCCAUGCAAGCAUGCAGUUGCUGUAAUUUUUAGAUUGAAAAAUAUGGGAUACAAAUUAGAAGACUUUGUUGAUAAGUCACUGACAAUGGAUGCUGUCCGAGCAGCAUACUCCUAUGUGAUCCAACCAGUAAACAGUGACGAAUAUUGGAUCCCCACAGAUUGUCAAUGAAUCCUCCCUCCCCCAAUCGUACGUCCAUCUGGCCGGCCAAAACUUAGAAGGAUGAAAGCUCCUAUCGAAAUGGUAAUUGGCAAUAAAGUUAGGGGAUCGCACCAAGUAACUUGUAGUAAGUGUGGAGAGAAAGGUCAUUAUCACAAGACUUGCAAAGGUGCACCUAAGGAUCCAAAUUGGCAGUCAAAGGCUAAAAAGAGAAAGAAGGAAAGCAAGACUCAAUCAGAAACUUCCGUUGGAGCAGCAACAAACAAGCUAGGACAACAACA